AUGGCUACAGAUACAAUUAGUUCAAAAGUUUCCGUCGACAGUAGGUUCUUAAAUCUAUUAUUUCGACAAAGUGCGGAUCGUAAUCAAGAUCGGUAUAAAGAAGUAAUACCAGAGACUCUACCCUUCAAACAAAUAAAGGAAACACCUCUUCCAACGCGUUUGCGUGAAAUCUUAGAAAGCAGUAAUCGUAAUAUUCACGUAAAUUUAGGGUGCUUACCGUAUAUAAAUUCAGUUUACUUUAUUGUUAAUGACAAUUUAUUUAUUUGGGAUUAUGAAAAAGGAAAUGUCGAUAGUGCUAUUGCUCAUAUUGAUGUGCAUCCACUUCAAGAUCAAUAUAUUAAGAGAGUGGGACUUAUUAAUUCAACACCUCAAGGAGUAGUAUUUCAUGACAUGUCAUCAGAAAGAUAUAGAACAGAUUAUAGUAAAAAAGAUAUUGGACCUAUAAUUGGUACUGAAGAAGGUCGUAUUUUUUUAAUUGAUGCUGGUGAACUUUGUGAAUUAUUGUAUGAGGAUGAAGGAUGGUUUUCUAAAGCUUGUCGUUUACAAGAUAUUUCUGCUAGUUCAUUUAAUCAAUAUUUUCGAUGGGCUAAUCCAUAUUCUUCUGGUUUUAAGUCUAUUGCAAUUGAUGACACUCGGCGAAUGUUAUAUGCAUGUUCUUCUACUCAUAUAGAGGCAUAUUAUGUACCUAAAGGAGGAGCAUCUCCAAGAGCAAUUGGAAAAUAUUCAAUUAGUGAUGAUAAAUCAAUACUUAAAGGUGAAUUUGUAUCUUUGCAUUCGAUAUUAAAUACUGAUUCACCAUAUUUUUGGUUAAUUGCUACAACAAGCACAGGACAACGAGGAUAUUUUACUUGUUAUAUUGGAAAUCGAGGAUACAAUUGGUGGUUAUCAACUGAAAGUGCCGCAACAUUAAAAACAAAAGAACCCAUUGGAUUAUAUUUACUAGAAGUACAUGAUCCACCUCAGACAUCAUUAUCUCAAGGUUUUCAACCAAAUAAAUCAGAGUUUUAUAAAUUUAGAUAUUUUCAUGGAAUCUUUUUUGCACUUCGGAGAGUGGGAAGUUCUUAUAUGUUAACAACUACAAUUCCUAAUCAUGGAUCAAUGUUUCGUAGAUUUAUUCAAAAUCAAGAACCUCUUUUCUCUGAACAUUCUCAUACAUAUAAUAUACCAAAUAUUUUUGAUAUUCAAGAAAUUUAUCAAAAUUUAUAUGAUCCCAAAAAAUCUGAUGAAUAUUCAAAUGAGUUGAUAAAUCAAUUUAAUUCUCCCCCCCGUAAAUUUAUUUUAUAUACUUUGAAUGAACAAAUAUCAACGAUGGCACUCCUUCUCGCUGAACCAGAAAGUCAUGCAUUUAUACAAAAUUUUGGAGUGUCAUACAAUGCAUUAUUUGAAGGUUUUGCAUUUUGUUUAGCAAGAAUUCUUCGACCUGUUUGGCGUCAAAAAAUACUAAAAUUAAAUCCUGAUAAUACAAAUCCCGAUCGUCGAGAUUCUAGUGUCCCGGAACAAAUAUUACGUGACACUACAAUGAGAUUAGCAAAAUUAAGAGGUUUUUGUGAUAGACAUCCUAUGUAUAAAUCAUCUCCCCAUAUUAUUGGAGAUACCACAACGACGCCGAGCGUCACCUUGAGCUCUUUAUAUGAUUUACUUGUCAAUCUGUCUGAUGCCAUUGAAUUUAUAUUACUCAUGAUUGAAUAUAAUUUAUCGGAAACAAUUGCAAGUCGUAAUUUAGAAAGACGAUGUCCUACAUUUUGUAAUGCUGCUGAAACUAAAAUGUAUCAGGGAUAUGAGGCAUUACAAAAGGCAAAGAAAAAUGAUGAUGAACAUACCACUCGAGAAGCUUUGCGUAAUUCACUAAAGCUUUUUUGCGAAUGUAUAGAUAUUCUGACAUAUGGAACUUUAAAUAAUUUAUGCCAAGAAUAUAAUAAUUUUGGUUUUUAUGAAGGUUCAAUCGAACUUUUAUUAAAAGCUGCACAGAGCUUUGAUUUAGCGCCGGAAAAACGAAAUUCUAUUCUUGAUCUUGUAAUUGAUACCCUUAGGGAUGCAGGUGUCUUUGUAGAUGGAGUUCAACGAAAUACACAGUCUUAUAAUCCAGUACUUCAAAAAGCUCUCAACUUAGGAACUUCCCUUAAUGAUAAAACUUUCCUUUUUGCUGUAUAUGACGAAUUCCUGAAGGCAGAUUCUAUUCCUCAAUUGUUUAACCCUCCUGCACCAUACUUAGAAGAUUAUCUAGAUUCUUCUAGUGAUUUAAUGACACCGAUUUCAAGAAAAAAAAUGGAUUUGUAUUGUGAUUUCUGUAUUACACAUAAUCAAUUUCUCAAAGCUGCCAUUGUUAAAGAACACAUUGCUAAAAAUUCUGGGAAUGAUGUUGGUCUUCAAGAUCGAUUACAUUAUUUAAGUCAUGCGGUUGGUCAAGCGGAAAGUGCUAAAGAAAUAAGUGAAACUACUGAAGUAAUUGAAACUUUAAAUAGAAUUCGUAAAGAAUUAAAGAUCGCCAAAAUUCAAUAUGAAAUAUUUGUCGCAAUAGAUAUUAUGCCUAAUGCAAAAUAUAAUGCUAUUAUGGCUUCAACAGGGAAGCCGGAUAAAUCACACGUCCUUACAUUACUUAAUCAACAACUUUUUGACGGGGAAACACUUUUGAGAGAAUUCGCUAUACCUUUCGAAUUGGUUGAAAGUGAAUUAUCUAUAGUACAUGCUAUUGAAGUUAAUCCUCGUCGAAAUGAUAUAGAUAAUAUUUGGACAAAAAUAAUACGAAAAGCAACCGAUACGGGAUCAAUUCAACCUAUAGCAGAUAUAAUAUUAGAGAGUGCUCAAAAAUUUUAUCCCCAUGAUUUACGCGUAUUCCCACUACAAACAAUUGUACGUCUUGUUGCAACAUAUUUAAUUGAUAAUCGAAUCAACGAACCUUAUUUUAUUACAAGGAUUCUGAGACAAGCGAAUGUUGCAUAUGGUGAUCUGUUCAAUACAUAUCAUCAACUUUAUUCAAAUAGGGCUGAACCCUUUAAUAAUAGUCAACCCGGAGGUGGAAUGGAACUUUUACUUAGUGAAUUGGCUUAUGUGCUUAAUCAGUGGAUUAAAUCUGCUGAUGAACGUAUACAUGGAUAUAUAUCCGAAUAUUUAACGACUGUUAGUCAUUUUGCAUUUAGACAAGAUUUGGCACAUGAAUUUUUGGAAAUACAAAGAAAACUCGAAGCAUUUUCAGCUAAUAUGUUCGAAUAA
Messenger RNA from Diversispora eburnea, 3210 nucleotides. Lineage: Eukaryota; Fungi; Glomeromycota; Glomeromycetes; Diversisporales; Diversisporaceae. The record is from the annotation of a GenBank genome assembly.